AUCAAGAAUUUAGGGAAGAAAAAAAGAAAAAAAAGAGAGAUGAACAACGACGGCCACAUGCAUGGAAUGGCUAUGGGGCCGCCUCCACUAUCAUCGUCAACCAUCAUGAACAACGCCACUGGAGGAGGCGGCGGGAUGAUGAUGAAGAACCACCAUCACAUGAUGCAUAUGACAUUUUUCUGGGGAAAGAAUACUGAGAUUCUCUUCUCAGGUUGGCCUGGAUAUGAUAAUUUGGGCAUGUACAUUUUGGCACUUGUUGUUGUCUUUUUCAUGGCGAUUUUCGUCGAAUUUCUCUCUCAUAGCAAUUACAUUAACAAGAGUAAUGUUGAUGAUCAUGUGACUUUUGGAAUUCUUCAGACAACCUUGUAUGGUUUGAGAAUUGGUUUGGCUUAUGUUGUUAUGUUGGCUGUUAUGUCUUUUAAUGGUGGUGUUUUCUUGGUUGCUAUUGUUGGACAUUCUUUAGGGUUUAUGGUUUUUGGAAGUAGGGUUUUUAAGAAAUCGUCUAGUGAGAAGAACUUGGAUCUUCCUCCUAUGAGUUGUAGUUGUUGAUUAAUUUAGUUUGUAAUAGCAUGUACUAGCAAAUAUUUAUUUACAAAAGAAACAUGAAGAUAUGUGAUUUAUCAAUGCAGCGCAUUU
Solanum stenotomum is the source of this 636-nucleotide messenger RNA. RefSeq names its product copper transporter 6-like. NCBI's taxonomy places the organism in Eukaryota, Viridiplantae, Streptophyta, Magnoliopsida, Solanales, Solanaceae. Gene Ontology annotation, molecular function: copper ion transmembrane transporter activity. The record is from RefSeq and is a predicted model, not a curated record. The transcript has 3 exons. Gene Ontology annotation, biological process: copper ion transmembrane transport; intracellular copper ion homeostasis. Gene Ontology annotation, cellular component: plasma membrane. Bases 40 to 549 code for a protein of 169 amino acids.